Molecule: messenger RNA, 363 nt
Organism: Racocetra persica
Lineage: Eukaryota; Fungi; Glomeromycota; Glomeromycetes; Diversisporales; Gigasporaceae
Source: the annotation of a GenBank genome assembly
AUGAGUUACUCGUCGAAAAAAAUCAAAGAAAUUAAAAAACUCAUCGAUAAACUACAAAAUGAGAAUCAAUUCUUGAUAAAAGAGAAAGAUGAAUGUGAAAAAAAAGAUCUCGAUAAUCAACUAAUCAUCAAUGAAAAUAAAAACUUAAAAGAACAAAAUUUUGAAAAUAAAAUACGAGAAAUAAAAGUAGAAAUUAAUAGUAAUAGAAGAGUUCUCAAUGGCUUUAUCAAACAUAACAAUCUUGAAUUAGAAAAAGAACUUAUAGAUAAAUCAUUAAACAACUUUAAAAUACCAUACAACAUAACAGAUUCGUUAGAAACUAAAAUGGAUCUUCUCUUGGUGCUGGCUCGGUAUCCCUCAUAG